GAGCCAAGACAAGAUGCCUGGAUGGAAACACUCUGCAAGACUAAUAGAAAUCAAAGCAGCACAUCAUGAAUGUUACUGAACUAUAUCUCCUUUGUAGUCAGCAGAGCAUGGGCUCUAUGAAUGAAAAUGUGUUGUAGUGUGUUAAGUCCUGAUUGGCAUCGCAUGGGUUAAAGAGGAGCCAAAUCCAGGCUGGAGGGCAGCACCAUGCUCUCCUCAGGAAGAUGCUGCAGCUGUAGAUGUGUGGAUGGGGAUGGUAUAUUGGCACCAGGAAACUUAUGUGUUGGCAACAAGAGGUCCAUUUCUGAGUCCGGAAGACCAGCCCACUCCUUAUGAGUAGCAUUGCACCCCGUGAAGAGAUCCAGUCCUGUUCCUGACAAGUGCACAGAGAUGAUGGAGGUGAAUAGGACUUGUCUUGACUGCUGGACACCUGGUGCUGCUGGCACAGAGGGAGAUAGAGAGGACCAACCCUCUCCUGGGCUGACCAUUGCUUUGGCAGUUGUCCUCAUCUUCACCAUCAUUGUGGACAUCCUAGGCAAUGUAUUGGUCAUUCUUUCAGUUCUCAGGAACAAGAAACUACAGAAUGCUGGCAACAUCUUUGUGGUGAGCUUAUCUGUUGCAGAUCUAGUAGUGGCGAUAUACCCAUAUCCAGUUAUCCUAAUAGCAAUUUUCCAUAAUGGAUGGACACUUGGAAAUAUUCAUUGCCAAAUCAGUGGUUUUAUCAUGGGACUAAGUGUCAUUGGUUCUGUCUUCAACAUUACAGCCAUAGCCAUUAACAGAUAUUGCUACAUCUGCCAUAGCCUGCGGUACGACAAGUUUUAUAAUCAGAAAAGUACCCUUGUCUACCUUUGUCUAACUUGGAUACUGACUGUUAUUGCAAUUGUGCCAAACUUUUUUGUUGGCUCUUUACAGUAUGACCCUCGGAUUUUCUCAUGCACUUUUGCGCAAACAGUCAGCUCUUCAUACACAAUAACAGUGGUUGUGGUGCAUUUUCUUGUCCCAUUGGCUGUGGUGACAUUCUGCUACUUAAGAAUAUGGGUUCUGGUUAUUCAAGUCAAGCACAGAGUAAGACAAGACUCUAAGCAGAAGUUGACACCAACAGACCUACGGAAUUUUUUGACUAUGUUUGUUGUGUUUGUCCUCUUUGCUGUCUGCUGGGGACCAUUAAACCUCAUUGGCCUUGCUGUAGCCAUUAAUCCUUUUCAAGUGGCUCCAAAGAUCCCAAAAUGGCUAUUUGUGUUGAGCUAUUUCAUGGCCUACUUUAACAGUUGUCUCAAUGCUGUAAUCUAUGGUCUGCUUAAUCAAAACUUUCGCAAGGAAUACAAAAGAAUAUUGAUGUCAUUGUGGAUUCCAAGACUCCUGUUUAUUGACACAUCAAGAGGUGGAACUGAAGGAGUUAAAAGCAAGCCAUCUCCAAUUGCAACCAAUAACAACCAGGCUGAUAUAUGUGUAUAAGCACAUUGGACGGCCAUUUUGUAUGAGUUGUGCUCAUUUUUCCAAAUUAUGUUUAACAUUUCUCACUAUGUGCCUGUUACCAUGCACUUUGUCUUAAUACUUAAGGAAAACAUAAUUAUCUUCU
This is a messenger RNA of Pseudophryne corroboree (corroboree frog), 1576 nucleotides long. It is a transcript of the gene GPR50, whose product is annotated as G protein-coupled receptor 50. Gene Ontology annotation, biological process: G protein-coupled receptor signaling pathway. Gene Ontology annotation, cellular component: plasma membrane. The record is from RefSeq and is a predicted model, not a curated record. The transcript has 2 exons. Gene Ontology annotation, molecular function: melatonin receptor activity. Lineage: Eukaryota; Metazoa; Chordata; Amphibia; Anura; Myobatrachidae. Bases 388 to 1452 code for a protein of 354 amino acids.